UAAACUGACCUUAGCAGUGUGUAAGCACAAACUCAUCCUACUCCCGACGCUGAGACAAAUACAGAAAAGUUCAGGAGAAACUCUUCACACUCCAAAACAGUCACCCAGGAAGUAAAGAGGAAGUGAUAUCAGAGCAGAUGGAACCAAAUCCCAGCCUGGCGGGGGUGGACUCCCAAGGCAACAUGGUGUUUAGAGUGGUUAAACCUGUCAUGGGCAUCUUUCAAGUCUCCUCAGAACAGACCAACUCUGUGGGACAGGGGGGGUUGCAGCAGACAAUGGUCGAGGGGCUGACAGGGUUACCAGGGUUAUCCGACCACCCCUCCAUGGUGCUGGGGGAUGGACAGGGACAGGGGCAGCAGGGAAUGGGGGACGUGAACCAGAUGCAAGCCCAGAUUCAGAUCCCGGCAGGGGACACCACCCAGACUCAGGCUGGUGCUCCAAACCACAACCACAUACCCCAUGUUCCGUUUGCUGAGGUGUCGUCUCUCCUAGACCCCAACAUGAAGAGCUCCAAAGCCCGUAAGUACCACAGGCAGAGAAGGAUGGGAUUAGGCCAGGGCUUCCCCUCCUACUGGAGACCUCAUCUUGCGGGAUAUUCCUGCCCACUACUCUAACACAACUGAUUCUACCUAUUAGCUACUCCUCGGGACCAUGAUUAGCUGCACCCCCAGUGGUUCUCCAGGAGGAAGGUUGGCCUUACCUGCUGUAGUAUGGAAUAAGCGGAAGAUUCAACACAAUUGUUUCAUUCAUCUAUUGUUCUUUUGGUCCUAGGUAAGUACCUGAUACCCUAUGACGAGAUCAAACGUCGUCUGGAGGCUCCAGAGAAGAUGUCUCUGCGUUCGCUAGCAGCCUACACCAGGGUCAGCCGCGGCCCAGCCAGCAAGAAAACCCUUCAGGAGUCUCUCAAUAUACUGGGCCUCACUCCUAGUACUACUACUGCUGUAUCCUCCUCCUUCUCCAAGCUCACGGAGGGUAAGUGUGUGUGUUUGUGUGCGGGCAUCUCUCACGGUUUAUAGAUUGUUAAAAUGUUGUGUUUUCCAGGUGACACCAAAGCCCUGUGUAACGACAUGAAGGAUUUUGCCCAUGACUACAUGGACUUUGGAAACAUGGCCAAGCAGCUUAUACCAGAGACUAACACAGUUCAACACUGGUCAAAGAUCAUAGAAACCAGGUAAGACCAAACCCUCACCCACACCACACCCUCACCUGGUUAGUGUAUUUACAGCACAGUGAUCUAUACGUUUUCUGUACAGUGAGACAAACACUAACACACCUUUGCCCACACCACCCCACCUGGGAUAGAAGCCAUCUGGAGGCGAUGAGGAAGUGUUUCCAUGACCCGGUCAACAGUGCGUUGUUCGACAACGUGACUCACGGCCUGGGCCUCGGGAUGCUCGACACCGCCCUCGACAUGAUCACCAUGGUGAUUGACAAACAGAUUCGCAUCCUGUCCGGCGCCGCUGCAACUGAUCCUGUUGACACCGGCCCUCCAAUGAGACGCAUCCGCCGCCGCCACCGCAAGCCCCGAGAUGACGGCAACGACAAACCGCACAGGUCGGUGGGCGGAGUUAAAGGUCAAGGGAAAGAAUCGGGGAAGGGCAAAGGGAGGGGCCGAGGCAGGAAGAAGGCGCAGCUGCAGGAGUCCGGAACCCCGGUUGGUAUUGCCAUGGAUACAACCCAGCAGCAGGAUCAAGAGCAUCGUCAGCCGGAGGACGUGGAGAGCAGUGUUCUCACACUUGUCUCCGUCGGUUACGAGACCAUAUCCAGCGGCCUCAACACCACAGUACAGAUCUGAAGAUGUUUAAUGGUUGAAAAAACAAUGCUCAGCAGGAUUCAGACUUUGCUGAACAUUUCCCCAAUGGGGUGGCUCGGAGCAGAACAGUCUUAGUAACGUUGUGAAACGUUGUGAUGUUUAGACGCCACUCAGGUCUGGGCCAUGGAACCCCAAACACCCAGAGGAAGACCUGUAGAGGACACCGGAGAGCGUUCAGGGACGUUACAUCAUUUUGGUUUAGUAUUUUAGUUUAGUUUUUGUGUUGCAGCUGUUGCCUACUGAUAAACCCAAUCAAUUUAUAUGUUUUGUUGUUAAGCACAUAUGUGAUGAUUGCAGUUUUGUUAAAGUGGAAAUCAAUUCAAACGACAGAGAAGCAUUGAUAUUGAAAAACCUACAAUGUAGAAAUUAGUCUUAAUUCAGGUCUUUAGAUAAGGCCAUCCCAUUGCUUGACCUACUCAUCUGGCAUUGGAUAGCCCAGUUGAUUUAUAUCAUGAGUAGACCUCUUAUACAGUGCCUUGCAAAAGUAUUCAUACCCCUUGGCAUUUUUCCUAUUUUGUUUCAUUACAACCUGUAAUUUAAAUGGAUUUUUAUUUGGAAUUCAUGUAAUGGACAUACACAAAAUAGUCCAAAUUGGUAAAGUGAAAUGAAAAAAAUAACUUGUUUCAAAAAAAUAAUAAUAUAAUAAUAUGCCAUUUAGCAGACGCUUUUAUCCAAAGCGACUUACAGUCGUGCGUGCAUACAUUUUUGUGUAUGGGUGGUCCCGGGGAUCGAACCCACUACCUUGGCGUUACAAGCGCCGUGCUCUACCAGCUGAGCUACAGAGGACCACAUAAAUAAUGGAAAAGUGGUGCGUGCAUAUGUAUUCACCCCCUUUGCCAUGAAGCCCCUAAAUAAGAUCUGGUGCAACCAAUUACCUUCAGAAGUCACAUAAUUAGUUAGAUUGCACACAGGUGGACUUUCUUUAAGUGUCACCUGAUCUGUCACAUGAUCUCAGUAUAUAUACACCUGUUCUGAAAGGCCCCAGAGUCUGCAACACCACUAAGCAAGGGGCACCACCAAGCAAGCGGCACCAUGAAGACCAAGGAGCUCUCCAAACAGAUCAGGGACAAAGUUGUGGAGAAGUACAGAUCAGGGUUGGGUUAUAAAAAAAUAUCAGAAACUUUGAACAUCCCACGGAGCAGCAUUAAAUCCAUUAUUAAAAAAUGGAAAGAAUAUGGCACCACAACAAACCUGCCAAGAGAGGGCCGCCCAUCAAAACUCACGGACCAGGCAAGGAGGGCAUUAAUCAGAGAGACAACAGAGACCAAAGAUAACCCUGAAGGACCUGCAAAGCUCCACAGCUGCGAUUGGAGUAUCUGUCCAUAGGACCACUUUAAACCGUACACUCCACAGAGCUGGGCUUUACGGAAGAGUGGCAAGAAAAAAGCCAUUGCUUAAAAAAAUAAGCAAACACGUUUGGUGUUCGCCAAAAGGCAUGUGGAAGACUCCCCAAACAUAUGGAAGAAGGUACUCUGGUCAGAUGAGACUAAAAUUGAGCUUUUUAGCCAUCAAGGAAAAUGCUAUGUCUGGCGCAAACCCAACACCUCUCAUCACCCCGAGAACACCAUCCCCACAGUGGGGAUGUUUUUCAUCGGCAGGGACUGGGAAACUGGUCAGAAUUGAAGGAAAGAUGGAUUGCGCUAAAUACAGGGAAAUUCUUUAGGGAAACCUGUUUCAGUGUUCCAGAGAUUUGAGACUGGGACGGAGGUUCACCUUCCAGCAGGACAAUGACCCUAAGCAUACUGCUAAUGCAACACUCAAGUUGUUUAAGGGGAAACAUUUAAAUGUCUUGGAAUGGCCUAGUCAAAGCCCAGACCUCAAUCCAAUUGAUAAUCUGUGUUAUGACUUAAAGAUUGCUGUACACCAGCGGAACCCAUCCAACUUGAAGGAGCUGGAGCAGUUUUGCCUUGAAGAAUGGGCAAAAAUCCCAGUGGCUAGAUAUGUCAAGCUUAUGGAGACAUACCCCAAGAGACUUGCAGCUGUGAUUGCUGCAAAAGGUGGCUCUACAAAGUAUUGACUUUGGGGGGUGAAUAGUUAUGCACGCUCAAGUUCUCUGUUUUUUUGUCUUAUUUCUUGUUUGUUUCACAAGAAAAAAUAUUUUGCAUCUUCAAAGUGGUAGGCAUGUUGUGUAAAUCAAAUGAUACAAACCCCUAAAAAAUCCAUUUUAAUUCCAGGUUGUAAGGCAACAAAAUAGGAAAAAUGCCAAGGGGGUGAAUUCUUUCGCAAGCCACUGUAGCUCUCUCCACCUCUCUAUUACUGUAACAUGGGAAACACAUUAUGCCAGUACUUAGUCAAUGAUUGUAUGUUUAUAUUGAAACCUGGAUUGCUGAAAUACUUGUAUUAAAG
Molecule: messenger RNA, 4159 nt
Organism: Coregonus sp. 'balchen'
Lineage: Eukaryota; Metazoa; Chordata; Actinopteri; Salmoniformes; Salmonidae
Source: the annotation of a GenBank genome assembly